This is a messenger RNA of Solanum lycopersicum (tomato), 585 nucleotides long. Lineage: Eukaryota; Viridiplantae; Streptophyta; Magnoliopsida; Solanales; Solanaceae. The record is from RefSeq and is a predicted model, not a curated record.
AUGGUUUCUACUGGAGAUUCAGCAGGGGAAAUCACAGGAACAUCAAUGGCAUCCACGACCAUUGAUCAUCUUCAUCCUUUGUACUUGCAUCCAUCUGGUGCACCUGGCUCACUCAACAUUGGAAUAAUGCUUACAGGAACAGAUAACUACACUUUGUGGAGCAAAGCAAUGCAGUUGGCUUUGCUUAGGAAGAACAAAGUAGGAUUCAUUGAUGGAAUAGUGAAACGAGAUCAGUUUUCAGGGAGUUUAGCUCAACUGUGGGAUCGAUGUAAUGCCAUUAUUGUUUCAUGGAUUUUGUGCAAUGUGAGUAAAGAUCAACACAGUGGUGUUCUUUUCUGUUCAGAUACACAUUUGAUUUGGGGAGAUCUAAAAGAAAGAUUCAACAAGAUCAACAGUUCUCGUGUGUUUCAGCUACAUAAGGAGAUCUUUACACUUUUUCAAGGUGUGUCUUCUAUCUCAAGAAUGUUGCAAUUUCUUAUGGGACUUAAUGAUGGCUAUGCUCAGGCUCGUAGUCAAAUUAUGUUGAUGCAUCAACUUCCUAGCAUUAAUCAGGUUUAUGCCAUGAUAAGUCAAGAUGAAAGUUAG